Messenger RNA from Pseudoliparis swirei, 1934 nucleotides. Its product is annotated as CCN family member 5-like. The record is from RefSeq and is a predicted model, not a curated record. Gene Ontology annotation, molecular function: integrin binding; heparin binding. Lineage: Eukaryota; Metazoa; Chordata; Actinopteri; Perciformes; Liparidae. Gene Ontology annotation, biological process: signal transduction; cell adhesion. Gene Ontology annotation, cellular component: extracellular region; extracellular matrix. Bases 315 to 1355 code for a protein of 346 amino acids. The transcript is spliced from 5 exons.
CGACCCUCAUUUGCAAUGACAUCGAGUCGAUUAUAACAACAAAACAAUCAUAAUCUGGUGAACAUAAAAUUGAUUGUUGAGGCUUUAAUGAGGCCUAUAGCUUUAUGACGGGCCUGGGAGUUGACAUUCAUUUCCAGUGACUAUUUACUUUGCAGUCCACCGGCUGUGACAUCAGAACCUGGACUGUAUAAAUUAACAAAGGCAGGCACCUUGGAAUAAACACAUCUACACUCUUUUCCAGAGGAGGAGGAGGAGAAGAAGAGAGGGAGGGAGACUGGACAAAAGAAAGAACGCAAGAGGCAGAGGUGAGGAAGAUGGACAGAAGGGACACCCGGCUGGUCAGCUCUUUGCUGCUGUGUAUCAUCACUCAGGUGUGGUGCCAGCUGUGCUCUGGGCCAUGUCAGUGCCCGCCCGCCACGCCGCCACGCUGCCCUGUUGGUGUUGCCAUGGCGUGGGACAGCUGCGGGUGCUGCCCGGCUUGUGCUCGGCAGGAAGGCGAGGCCUGCACCGACCGGCUGCCCUGUGACACCCACCGAGGGCUGCAGUGUGACUACAGCGCCAGCUUCCCCGGAGGGCCGGGACAGUGUGUCGGUCGGAACGAGCUGGGCUGUGAGGUGAAUGGUAGGAGGCUGGAGGAGGGACAAGCAUUUCAACCUUCCUGUGCCCAGCUCUGCCACUGCCUGGGGGGAGGCGUGACCUGCGUGCCCCUGUGCACCGAUGAUCUGCAGAGACCGGAUGAUAAGUGCCACAACCCUCAGCUGGUGCGACUACCGGGACGCUGCUGCAAAGUGUGGUUGUGUGAGGGUCUGGACAACAGCAUUUCCUCAAAUCCAUCAACAGCUGAGCAGACACGCCAGGACUACGGGCAUGGACUGUCUGGCCCGUCGUUUGGCUCCAUGUCCAACUGUAUCGAGUGGACCUCAGACUGGAGCCCCUGCUCCCACAGCUGUGGCCCAGGUGUCUCCACCCGCAACACAAACAAGAACUGGGCUUGCCGCCUGCAGACUGAGACCAGACUGUGCCAGGUCAGGCCGUGCCAGACUCUGAUGCCGGGGCUCCGAAUGCUACAGCCGGGCUCGGGUGUGUGUGAGAGCAGCUACAGUUCAACUCGGUCCAUUCAGCUCGAACAUCAGGGCUGCUGGAGCACCAGAGCCUACCGUCCCAGGUUCUGCGCCCUGACCUGUCUGGAGGGACGCUGCUGCAGCCCCUCCCACACCAGGACACUGCGGAUGGUUUUCCGUUGUCCCCAAAACAGGCUCACCCUGCAGCAGGUGAUGGUGAUCGAGUCCUGCUCCUGCAGCAUCUCCAACUGCCGCCAGUCCACAGCUGCCCAGAAUAUCCUCCUCUGGCCGUGAGCUGGAUGUGCAUCCAGCUACAGAGAGACGGGCGGGACCCGUCUGUGAGGAAAGUGACCAAACGUGAUGACACAUGAUUGAUUAAAUGUAUGGAAAUAUUACAAUCAGGAUGGGAAACUUGACAUCCGACAAUAGCUGUUGUAGGAAGAGUAUUAGGAUAAAUACAGCAAAUACAGAGGUUUGUAAAUUGGCUCAAUUUUGAAAGCAUGUAUUUUUAAUGUAUGUUGAGAUUAAUGCAGUUAUCUGUACCAUGAUUUAAAAGCAAGCAAGAGAUAGCCCCAUUUAAUUACAUUUCUAUACGACUUCAAGAUUGUCCACAUAUUUGUCACGACUACAUUAUAUGAAGAUAAUAUGUUACGCUGUGUUUUCAACUUGUCCCUCAAGUUUACAACAUUCAAAACAAUAUUCAAUGUUUUUUUUCUUCAUUUUUUCUUCAACUGAUGUCUGUAAAUUUAAAUUGUUUGGACCACUUAAUAGAUGAAAUGCUGCCCCCUGUUUGUUAGGAACAUGUGGCUACAUUUUACAGUGUACCUUUUUUAAAGUUCAGCUGUAAUUAAAUUGCAUGUUUAUUUGCAUACA